This is a messenger RNA of Penicillium brevicompactum, 1290 nucleotides long. RefSeq names its product putative plasma membrane SNARE protein (Sec9). Gene Ontology annotation, molecular function: SNAP receptor activity; syntaxin binding. The coding region runs from base 1 to 1290 and encodes 429 amino acids. Gene Ontology annotation, cellular component: SNARE complex; plasma membrane. The transcript has 2 exons. The record is from RefSeq and is a predicted model, not a curated record. Gene Ontology annotation, biological process: vesicle fusion; exocytosis. Lineage: Eukaryota; Fungi; Ascomycota; Eurotiomycetes; Eurotiales; Aspergillaceae.
AUGGGUCUCUUCAACAAGAAAUCUGAAGGCGAUGACGACUCUAACCGCCGCGCACUCUUUGGGCGCAAGAAGGACAAGAGCCCAUCCACCCCUACCAACCCUUACGCCAAGGACAUUCCAGUAGACCCAUACACCAAGGCCAAGAUUGGUGCUGGUGUCGCUCCCUUGCCUGCCGACCACCCUGCCGCCAACGGCGGCCCCGCGUCGCAGAGCCCCCACAACAUUCCCUCCGACAACAAGUACGCCAGCGGAUACUCUGCCAACAAGUACGGCAACCAGGGCGGCUAUGGAAGUGACCGAUUUGGCGGAUCUGGCGCAGGCGUCAGCUCCCCGGCCUCGGGCUCCGGCUCCGGCUCGCGCUAUGGAACCGGCGGCUACGGUGGUCUCGGUAGUUCCGAUCCCAAUGACCCCGCGGCGGCGGAUGCGGCUCGCAACGAGCUGUUCGGUGGUGCUAAGCGCACACCCGACAACUCGGGCGGUAACCCGCCGCCAUACUCCGAGGGCCAGGGUGGACAAGGCGGACAACCGAACUACGGCGGCGGCAGCAACGAGUACAGCAUGGCGACAUUCCAGGACCGCCAGCUGACCGCGGAAGAGGAAGAGGAAGAGGAGAUCAAUGCUACAAAGAAUGAGAUGCGAUUCGUGAAGCAGGGCGAUGUGGCGUCGACGCGGAAUGCCCUCCGAGCAGCUGCUCAAGCCGAAGAAACCGGUCGCGCCACGCUCGCCCGGCUAGGCGCCCAGGGCGAGUCGAUCCACGAUACCGAGAAGAGUCUGGACAUGACGACCAUUGAAGGCCGCCUUGCGGCGGAGAAGGCGAAGGAGCUCAAGACUCUUAACAAGAGCAUGUUCGCUGUGCACGUGGCGAACCCGUUCACUGCUUCGCGGCGUCGGCGCGAGCGCGAUGAGAAGGUCCUCAACACACAUCGCGAAGAGCGUGGAAUUCGUGACGGUACACGGGCCGAGGCUCAUGGUACCAACCAGCGCAUGGACCGCGUGUUCCGCGACAUUGACCGUGAAGCCGCCAAGCAGGGCAAGGGCAAGAAGGCCAGUGUGACUGAGCGUGCCAAGUACCAGUUCGAGGCAGAUAGCGAGGAUGAGCAGAUGGAGGACGAGAUCGAGCAGAACUUGGAUCUGCUUGGAGGUGCUACGGGCCGUUUGAACGGUCUUGCCAAAGCGACUGGUAAGGAGCUCGACGAACAGAACAGACAUUUGGAGCGUAUCACAGGCAAGAGCGAUUAUGUCGACGAUCAGAUUGCCAUGAACCGUGCCAAGCUGGACCGGAUUCACUAG